GAGGGGAAAAGUUCACAGUUCAGUCUUUAACCACAACGCACUGUACAGUGCUCAAUACACUCUCAGAAUCCCUCUCUCUCUCUUUCACACACACACACACACACUCUUUUUGCCGCAGAAGAUCAGGGAGACAGAACGUGGCUUUAUGCGCAAACAGAUGAUGGGCCCACGCUUCACUUUGCUCAUCGCUGCCCUCCUGUGGAGCCAAACAUCACCCUCCAGCGCAGGAAACAUCCUGGUGUAUCCACUGGAUGGCAGCCACUGGGUCAACAUGGACAUAGUUUUGCGCGAGCUCCAUCAGCGGGGCCACGAACUGACCGUGGUACGCUCCUCCACCAGUUGGUACAUUUCAGAAAACGCUUCUUACUACAAAUCUCUGACCGUCCAGGUCACCGAGUCACACUAUUUGGAGGAACCAGAGCUCAUGGCAAAGUUUUUGCUAAGGAACAUUGACAUUCAAAGAGGUAAAGGAUCAUUUCUGCAGUUUGUUGCCAUACAACAAGAGCUAAUCACCUUGCUGAAGGAAAAUAACAGGAUAAGUUGCGAGAUGUUAAGGAUCAUUCUGGAGAAUAAAGCACUGGUAAAAAAGCUUCGGGACGCCAAAUACGAUCUGAUCCUUACCGAUCCUGGUUUUGGAGGCGGAGUCGUGCUGGGGUCAUACCUGUGUCUUCCGAUGGUGUUCAAUGUUCGCUGGAUAACACAUACAGAAGGACACUUUGCAAUCGCACCGUCACCCCUUUCCUACAUCCCGCCAGUUGGUUCCAAAUUGACCGAUCAAAUGAGCUUCACGGACAGACUGAAGAGCCUACUGCAUUAUUGUAUCUCGGUGUACAUCGACCAUGCCAUUACUAGACCUGCGUAUCAGCGUAUCAUCAGCGAGUUUAUAGAUCCAGAAGCCAACAUUGUUUCCCUCAUCCAAGGUGCCGACCUGUGGCUCAUGCGAAUCGAUUUUGUGUUCGAGUUUCCACGGCCCACGAUGCCAAACGUCGUCUACAUCGGGGGAUUUCAGUGCAAACCUUCCAAGCCUUUGCCUGAUUAUCUGGAGAUGUUCAUGCAGUCUUCAGGAGAACACGGAGUCAUCAUCAUGUCUUUGGGAACGCUGCUUGGAAACAUGGGUCCUGAGUUAUCCGAGAUCUUCGCCUCUGCUUUUGCUCGUCUCCCGCAGAAGGUCAUCUGGAGACACACUGGACCGAAACCUUCCACCUUGGGCAACAACACGCUCAUUUUAGAUUGGUUCCCACAAAAUGAUCUUCUCGGACAUCCUAAGACGAAGGUUUUCAUAACACACGGUGGAACAAACAGUAUCUACGAGGCCAUCUAUCAUGGAGUUCCGAUGCUGGGAAUACCGCUGAUCUUCGAUCAGUUUGACAACGUGGUGCGCCUGAAAGCUAAAGGCAUAGCUGAAGUUUUGGAGGUGACAGAACUGGACGUUGACGCACUAACACGUUCUCUAAAAAACAUCCUGGACGACCAGCAGCCAUACAGAAGGAACAUGCGCAGGAUGUCGGAGAUACAUCGAGACACACCGCUGAAACCGAUGGACAGCGCCAUCUUCUGGUUGGAGUACAUCAUGAGGCAUAAAGGCGCGGCACAUUUGCGCACCGAGUCCUACAGGAUGCCGUGGUACGCUUACCACAAUGUGGACGUGCUUGCGUUACUUUUUGCUGUUUUUGCAGGUGCGGUAAUGCUUUUCAGUCUGACCUGUAGGCUCCUGUUUAAGAUCCUGAAAACAAAGAGAAAGCUCAAACGUCAGUAAAAGAUAUUUCCCAUCACAAACUAGUUCACCUGUAGGCUCCACUUUUCUGUAGGUUUACUUUUCUUUUUUUUUUAAUCCCAAAUCUAAUUUUGGGAUGCUGAUGGAAAUCUGUUUACUUUUAGAAAAACCUAACUUCACUGUUUGAAAAUCAGACCAGUUGUGCAAGUUUACCUACAGAUACAGAUUUGUACUUAAACGAAAUAAAAACAUUUCUCCACACA
Messenger RNA from Clarias gariepinus (North African catfish), 1977 nucleotides. It is a transcript of the gene ugt5e1, whose product is annotated as UDP glucuronosyltransferase 5 family, polypeptide E1. The coding region runs from base 146 to 1756 and encodes 536 amino acids. The record is from RefSeq and is a predicted model, not a curated record. NCBI's taxonomy places the organism in Eukaryota, Metazoa, Chordata, Actinopteri, Siluriformes, Clariidae. The transcript has 2 exons. Gene Ontology annotation, molecular function: UDP-glycosyltransferase activity.